Darwinula stevensoni is the source of this 1106-nucleotide messenger RNA. NCBI's taxonomy places the organism in Eukaryota, Metazoa, Arthropoda, Ostracoda, Podocopida, Darwinulidae. The record is from the annotation of a GenBank genome assembly.
AUGGGGUUAAGGACGACCGGUCGAUUCCCGGCCCGGAGCGUGGAAUAUCAUAAAGACGAGUGCAUGAAAUUUCCAGGUCAGGGGAUCCGCGGGUGUCGGAGUGGCAGAUCGCCGAACGGAGAGUUGGGUCCCUGCCUCAAAGGGAUCUUGAUCUCGGAAUCCGAUCGAUUGCCGGCUGGAAUCCCGGAAUUGAACGUCCCUCCUUUGGAUCCCCUGUUCAUUCCCAUCAUUCGACUCAACGAUAACACGGGAUUCGACGGGAACUUCACCGACAUCCAAGUGACCGGCGUCGGCCGCGCCGUCAACGAGAGGAACCUCGACCUGACGGUGGACACGAAGACAGGUCGGCUGGGACUGAGGAUGUUGAUUCCCUCCAUGCAUAUAGUCGGCCAAUACAAGAUGACCACCAAUUUCCUCAGCUUUUUCUUCCCCGUACGACCACUGACAUUAAGUGAGGGGAUCUUCGAAGCUGAAUUUGAUUUCGUGAGGGCACAAGGAGGGGGGACCAUCCGGGAAGUGAAUGGACGUUAUCGAGUCGACGACAUCGCCAUCGACUUUGACCUUCAAGGUCGAAAGAUGGAAUUCAAGAGCCAGAAUGGCGAUCCGUUUGCGGGCAUCAUCAACACAGUGGUGAACGAUCGAGAGACGGGGCGAGAGAUCCUGCAGGAGAUCAAGCCUGAAAUCAGCGAAAGGAUCUCUGCUCUCGUUCAAAGAGUGCUGAACAACGCACUCCGAGAAAUCCCCGCGUGAUCAUCUUUUUCCCUCUCUCUCCCCAUGUAAUAUAAUGAUCCCAGUCUGAAGCCUUUUCCGCGGUUACGCUUCCACCUCUUUCUAUUUGCCUCAACGAUGUCCCUGUUUGUAGACGUCGUAAAAUCAGGUGAUGUGGAUGUGUGUCACGCGCGCAUGUUGUAUACGAAUGUGUGAGUUUGUAUGUCAUUUUGUGUCGAUUGUCAUUUUUGAGACUGAGAGCGAGCUGGAUAUGGAAGCUAGAACUCUUCCUGAAUAAAGUAAGCUUUCAUCGCUAUAGACUUCCUCUGUUUCUUCAGAUGGAAAUGGAGGUUAGUCUCCGAGACGGCCUUUCUCCGUUUCGAAGUAGCUUUCACGUG